This is a messenger RNA of Pelodiscus sinensis (Chinese soft-shelled turtle), 5866 nucleotides long. NCBI's taxonomy places the organism in Eukaryota, Metazoa, Chordata, Testudines, Trionychidae. The record is from RefSeq and is a predicted model, not a curated record.
UUCCAUUUCAUCUUUCUUUUUGUAGUGACCUCAGUGAAAAUCAAAUUCAAGCCAUUCCAAGGAAGGCCUUCCGUGGGGCUGUAGAUGUUAAAAAUCUGCAACUGGAUUACAACCAGAUCAGCUGUAUUGAAGAUGGGGCAUUUAGGGCUCUACGCGACCUGGAAGUGCUCACUCUCAACAAUAACAACAUCACUCGACUUUCAGUGGCAAGUUUCAACCACAUGCCCAAACUUAGAACCUUUCGACUUCACUCCAAUAAUCUCUACUGUGAUUGCCACCUGGCCUGGCUAUCUGAUUGGCUGCGACAGCGACCUCGAGUUGGCUUGUACACGCAGUGUAUGGGCCCAUCCCACCUGAGGGGACACAAUGUAGCAGAGGUUCAAAAACGAGAAUUUGUCUGCAGUGAUGAGGAAGAAGGUCAUCAGUCUUUUAUGGCUCCCUCCUGCAGCGUCUUGCAUUGUCCUACCACAUGUACCUGUAGUAACAACAUUGUUGAUUGUCGUGGGAAAGGCCUUACUGAGAUCCCAACCAAUCUUCCAGAAACGAUUACUGAAAUACGGUUGGAGCAAAACUCAAUCAAGGUCAUCCCUCCUGGAGCUUUCUCACCAUAUAAAAAGCUUAGAAGAAUUGACCUAAGCAAUAACCAGAUCUCUGAGACUGCUCCAGAUGCUUUCCAAGGUCUGCGUUCACUCAAUUCACUUGUCCUCUAUGGAAAUAAAAUUACAGAGCUUCCAAAAAGCCUGUUUGAAGGACUUUUCUCUUUACAGUUGCUAUUAUUAAAUGCCAACAAGAUAAACUGCCUACGAGUAGAUGCCUUCCAAGAUCUACACAACCUGAACCUUCUUUCUUUGUAUGAUAACAAGCUUCAAACCAUUGCCAAAGGCACCUUUUCACCCCUACGUGCAAUUCAGACUUUGCAUUUGGCUCAGAACCCAUUCAUUUGUGACUGCCAUCUGAAGUGGCUGGCGGAUUAUCUUCAUACAAACCCUAUUGAGACCAGUGGUGCCCGUUGCACCAGCCCCCGCCGUCUGGCAAACAAAAGGAUUGGCCAGAUCAAAAGCAAGAAAUUCCGCUGCUCAGCUAAAGAACAGUAUUUCAUUCCAGGAGUUCACCAUUUUGGCUGCACAGAAGAUUACAGAUCAAAACUAAGUGGAGACUGCUUUGCAGAUCUGGCUUGCCCUGAAAAAUGCCGCUGUGAAGGAACCACAGUGGACUGCUCCAAUCAGAAACUCAGCAAAAUUCCUGACCACGUUCCCCAAUACACAGCAGAGUUGAGACUGAAUAACAAUGAAUUCACAGUAUUAGAGGCUACUGGGAUCUUUAAAAAGCUUCCUCAGCUGCGUAAAAUAAAUCUGAGCAAUAACAAGAUCACAGAUAUUGAAGAAGGAGCAUUCGAAGGAGCAUCUGGUGUGAAUGAACUGUUGCUCACCAGUAACCGUUUGGAGGCUAUUCGACACAAGAUGUUUAAAGGAUUAGAAAGUCUCAAAACUUUGAUGCUAAGGAGCAAUCGUAUAAGCUGUAUAGGCAAUGAUAGUUUCACAGGAUUGAGUUCUGUCCGUUUGCUCUCCUUAUAUGAUAACCAAAUUACUACAGUUGCUCCAGGUGCCUUUGAUACUCUCCAUUCACUCUCUACAUUAAACCUCCUGGCCAAUCCUUUCAACUGUAACUGCCACCUGGCGUGGCUGGGAGAUUGGCUGAGGAAGAAACGCAUUGUAACUGGAAACCCUCGCUGUCAGAAACCUUACUUCCUAAAGGAGAUUCCCAUCCAAGAUGUGGCAAUUCAAGAUUUUACUUGUGAUGAUGGAAAUGAUGACAACAGUUGCUCCCCAUUGUCUCGCUGUCCUGCAGAAUGCACUUGCCUAGAUACUGUCGUUCGCUGCAGCAACAAAGGCCUUAAGGUUUUGCCCAAAGGCAUCCCAAAAGAUGUAACUGAACUUUAUUUGGAUGGAAACCAGUUUACCCUUGUUCCCAAAGAACUUUCUAACUACAAACAUUUAACUCUUAUAGAUUUAAGUAACAACAGAAUCAGCACUCUUUCUAACCAGAGCUUCAGCAACAUGACUCAACUGCUCACUUUAAUUCUUAGCUACAACCGUCUGAGGUGUAUACCUGCACGGACAUUUGAUGGGCUGAAGUCACUUAGAUUAUUGUCAUUACAUGGCAAUGAUAUUUCUGUUGUUCCCGAAGGAGCUUUUAAUGACCUUUCAGCAUUAUCACAUCUAGCUAUUGGAGCUAAUCCUCUGUACUGUGAUUGUAACAUGCAAUGGUUGUCUGACUGGGUAAAGUCAGAAUACAAAGAACCUGGUAUUGCACGUUGUGCUGGACCUGGAGAAAUGGCAGAUAAACUACUUCUCACAACUCCAUCUAAAAAAUUUACUUGCCAAGGUCCUGUGGAUGUUAAUAUACUUGCCAAAUGUAGUCCCUGCUUAUCGAAUCCUUGUCAAAAUGAUGGCACUUGUAACAAUGAUCCUGUUGACUUCUACAGAUGUACCUGCCCUUAUGGUUUCAAGGGCCAGGACUGUGAUAUUCCAAUUCAUGCAUGCAUCAGUAACCCUUGCCAACAUGGUGGAACUUGCCAUUUAAAAGAAGGAGAAAAAGAUGGAUUCUGGUGCUCUUGUGCAGAUGGAUUUGAAGGUGAAAACUGUGAAGUGAAUGUUGAUGACUGUGAAGACAAUGACUGUGAAAAUAAUUCUACGUGUGUAGAUGGAAUUAACAACUACACUUGCCUUUGUCCACCUGAAUACACUGCUGCUAAUCUGAAUGAAGUGGAAAAAGGUGAAUUAUGCGAGGAGAAACUGGAUUUCUGUGCCCAAGAUUUAAACCCUUGUCAACAUGACUCAAAGUGCAUCCUGACACCCAAAGGAUACAAAUGUGAUUGCACACCUGGAUAUGUGGGAGAACAUUGUGAUAUCGACUAUGAUGACUGUCAGGAUAACAAAUGUAAAAAUGGAGCACAGUGUACUGAUGCUGUGAAUGGGUAUACAUGUAUAUGCCCAGAAGGGUACAGUGGCCUUUUUUGUGAGUUUUCACCACCGAUGGUCCUCCCUCGCACCAGCCCUUGUGAUAACUAUGAGUGUCAGAAUGGAGCUCAGUGCAUCAUAAAAGUAAAUGAACCAAUAUGUCAGUGUUUGUCAGGUUACCAGGGUGACAAAUGCGAAAAGCUGGUCAGCGUAAACUUUGUGAACAAAGAAUCCUAUCUGCAAAUUCCUUCAGGCAAAGUCCGCCCUCAGACCAACAUCACUCUGCAGAUUGCCACAGACGAGGAUAGUGGGAUCCUGCUGUACAAGGGUGACAGAGAUCAUAUAGCGGUGGAACUGUACCGUGGUCGAGUGAGGGUCAGUUAUGACACAGGAUCUUAUCCAGCAUCUGCCAUUUACAGUGUUGAGACAAUAAAUGAUGGGAAUUUCCACAUAGUGGAGCUGCUAGCCAUGGAUCAGAUUCUUUCUUUAUCUGUUGAUGGAGGAAGCCCGAAGAUCAUUACCAACUUGUCUAAGCAAUCAACUCUGAACAUUGACUCCCCACUUUAUGUAGGAGGUAUGCCUGUAAAAAACAAUGUUGCAGCACUACGCCAGUCCCCAAGCCAGAAUGGCACCAGCUUUCAUGGCUGCAUCCGUAAUCUGUACAUCAACAGUGAACUGCAGGACUUCAGAAAUGUGCCACUGCAAGUGGGAAUUAUUCCUGGUUGUGAGCCUUGCCACAAGAAAAUGUGUGUGCAUGGAACUUGCCAUGCUACAAGCCAGUCAGGCUUUACCUGCGAGUGUGAAGGAGGAUGGACUGGACCACUGUGUGAUCAACAAACCAAUGACCCUUGUCUUGGAAAUAAAUGUGUACAUGGUACCUGCUUGCCAAUCAAUGCAUUUUCAUACAGUUGUAAAUGCCUGCAGGGACAUGGGGGAGUCCUCUGUGAUGAAGAGGAAGAGUUGUUUAACCCCUGCCAGUCCAUCAGAUGUAAACAUGGAAAAUGCAGGCUUUCCGGCCUGGGGAAACCAUAUUGCGAAUGCAGCAGCGGAUACACUGGGGACAGCUGUGAUAAAGAAAUCUCUUGUCGAGGGGAACGAAUCAGAGAUUACUACCAAAAGCAGCAAGGGUAUGCCGCGUGCCAGACGACCAAGAAGGUAUCAAGACUAGACUGUAAAGGAGGAUGUUCAAAUGGGCAGUGCUGCGGACCACUAAGAAGCAAGAGACGGAAAUAUUCUUUUGAAUGCACUGAUGGAUCCUCAUUUGUGGACGAGGUUGAGAAGGUGGUGAAGUGUGGCUGUACAAAGUGCCCCUCCUAAAUGUGCCCCUGUCUUUUGAAAAUGUUGUAUACUUAUUGACCAUGUCGGACUAAUUAAUACUUCAUAGUGAAAAUAUUUGAAAUAUAUUGUAAAAUACAGAACAGACUUAUUUUUAUUAAGAGAAUAAAGACUUAUUCGUCAUUUGCAAAAAGAUUCAAGUGCUUGAACUGAAACUUUUCAUAAUCAAGAGGAGCUUUGAAGGAAAAAAAGACCCUUUAACAUUGCAACAAUGAUGGGAAAUGUAACUGCUUUUAACAUGGAUUCUUCUUUAUAACAUGCUGAAGAUAAACUGAUAUUAUACACACAUAACUUUCAACCUACGGCUCAGUGAUGAAAUUAUUGACCAGAACAUGAAGGGGUUUUUUUUUCACUUUCAUAUCAAUAUAUUUCAUUAUGUUGACAGACCAUACCAAUUACUUAUAGAUGAGGAAGAGUUGUGGGAAAAGGGAUUCAGAUUAUAUUGGUUUAACAAAUGUAUGUGAAGGAUUUUAUGUGGCAUAAUUAUUAAGCAUCUUGGGAAGAGGGGAUGCCCCUUUAAUGGAUGGGAGACAUUAAAAUGUGAGAAUAUACUGAAAUUUUCUGACGAUGUAUACUUUUAUAUCAGCAUGUUAGCAAAAGAAGCAUACAAAAAGUGUUUUAUCUACCCUUUUCCAGUAUUAAUUUUUGUAAUAUAAAUGUUAAGGGAAUGAUAAAAAUAGAUUAUUGAUGGAUAAAUUAGUAAUAAUAUGGAUUUUUGUUUCUAUGAGUUCUAAAAAGCUCUAUACAGUAUUCGGUUUCAUUGAGAAAUAUUUAUUGUAUCAAAGUACAUUGUACCUUAACCUUUUUAGGUCAUCCCUUUUACUGUUUUUCAAUGCUUUAAUAUAUAUUAAUUUAUAUUUGUCCUGAUAUUUUUGUAUUUUGUUUUUUUUAAAGAAAGACUUAAAAAUCAGGAUUUUUUGCAAUAGAACUAACAUAGCAUGUCAUCUUGGAGUAAAUGUGUUUGGUCUGUUUUUUGUUUUGUUGUUUUUCCUAAGCAUCUCACCACUUGGUGUCUGAAAUGGAAAGUGAUAAUAGUUUGCAUUUUUCACAUACAACAGUCAUUCAGGACACCUCUUGAAAACUUGUAUGAGAGAAAAUAUCUUUACACUUGAUGGCAAAUGUAUAGAAGUAAAUUUUUCCUAUAUAUAUACACAAUACUUACAGAAAAUAAAAUGGUGUGUAGAAAAUGACACUAGAUAGUAGACCUUUACAAAUUAAUAAUCCCAUGGAGUUCCUUUACCUUAAAAAAAAAAAAAAACAGAAAGAAAGAAAAAAAAGGCUGUACUAUCAAGGACUGUGACUUUUUCCAAAUAAUAAAACUACUUUAUUGUCCUAAUGUUCCCUAUGUUAAUAUGUUGCUGCUAAAUUACGAUGUAGAACUGGUAACAAUUCAUAGUGGGUUGUGUUCUUUCAGUAAAUCCAAGGAUACCCUGUAAAAAUGCAAUUUUUUCAAUUUUUUUUUUUUUACAGAAGAAGUUAGAUGUACAUGUGUAAUGCCGUGUGCUUUGUCUUAUUUGGACUGAUAUCAGUAAAGCUACUGAUGUUUGUAAAUUAAACAGAUAUUUACUUCA